This is a messenger RNA of Prunus mume (Japanese apricot), 494 nucleotides long. RefSeq names its product transcription factor TRY. The record is from RefSeq and is a predicted model, not a curated record. Gene Ontology annotation, cellular component: nucleus. Gene Ontology annotation, biological process: cell differentiation; regulation of DNA-templated transcription. Gene Ontology annotation, molecular function: transcription cis-regulatory region binding. Lineage: Eukaryota; Viridiplantae; Streptophyta; Magnoliopsida; Rosales; Rosaceae.
UACAAGCGCAACCCAAUUUACUACAUUUCUCUCAUUCCUUAUUCCAUUCCUCUCUUUCUCCUCCAUUUACCUUUCUUUUUUAGUCUGGUUUCUAACGCAGACCAUGGACCGAUGUCGUCGAAAACGACCCAAAACCGCCACUUCUGAGUCUGACGAGGUUAUUAGCAAUGAGUGGGAAUUCAUAAACAUGACUGAACAAGAAGAAGAUCUCCUCUAUAGAAUGUAUAGGCUCGUUGGGCCCAGGUGGGAUUUAAUAGCUGGUCGGAUUCCGGGUCGAACACCAGAAGAAUUAGAGAGGUAUUGGAUCAUGAGACAUUGUGAUACGUUUGCUGACAAAAGAAAUCAGCAAGACAACUCUGAAAAAUGUUGGUCGUCGAAUGUUUAAUGCUUUCAAGUAGUUGUCUUCGUCUUAGAUGGUUAUUGUGGCUUGGCUUCCGUCUGUUUCUUGUGCAGUAGUUUAGUUCUUGCAGUUAUCUCUCUCUCUCUCUCUCUCU